AUGUCCACGAUAUCGCCUGCCAAGAUCGUGAGUCAGAGGACGUAUCAGGUUGCCGGCAAACAACAGGUUACGGAGCACUUCUUUGAUGUACCAAAGGAUUACAGUAAGCCGGACGGUGGGUCUUUGCGACUCUUUGCCAGAAGUGUGAAGAAGCAUGAUACCUCAGUCGUCCCCGAGACGCCAAAGGAUAAGGAUCAGCUACCAUGGAUGUGCUAUCUCCAAGGCGGUCCAGGAAUGUCUUGUCGCUCUCCUCAGAACUACAGCUUUACGCAGCCAAUACUAGAUCGUGGCUACCAGCUACUCUAUCUCGACCAACGAGGCACAGGUCUGAGCUCUCCCGUCACGGCCUCGACGCUGCAAAUGCGUGGCGUUGACGAAGUGCAGGCAAGAUACUUGAAGCUGUAUCGCGCGGACUCGAUCGUGAAGGACUGUGAAGCUAUACGACAAGCACUGACCGCUGAUUAUCCCGAGGAGAAGAAGAAAUGGAGUACGAUUGGCCAGUCUUUUGGUGGAUUCUGCACCAUGAGCUACCUCUCCUUCCACCCUGAAGGACUUCGCGAGUGCUUCGUCUUCGGUGGUCUUCAACCUCUAGUCGACUCACCAGAUGAAGUCUACCGCCGUCUCUUUAAGAAAGUGAUCCAGCGUAACCAGACAUACUACGCCAAAUUCUCAGAAGAUAUUGCGAGGGUCAAGACCAUAAUGAACUACCUCUCACGUUUCGGUGAUGGCAAGAUCAAGCUUCCUUCCGAAGGCACCCUGACACGCCGCCGCUUCAGACAGCUGGGCAUUGUCCUCGGCUUCCACGGCGGAGUCGAUAUGCUUCACGAGAUCGUGCUAAAAGCCAGUAUGAAUAUUGAAGCAUUCGGUCACUUGACCCGCCCAACGCUUUCUGCGAUCGACGGUGGUUCGUCAUUUGAUGACAACAUCCUCUAUGCUCUCAUCCACGAACCACUCUACUGUGCAGGUAAUGCACCGAAAUGGUCCGCACACCGCAUGAUGGACGAAUACAAAGACCUCUUCACCCUGGACAAGCCAGCAAACGACGACAAUCAACCUAUCUUCUUCACAGGCGAGAUGGUCUUCCCUCACAUGUUCGAAGACUAUGCCGAGCUACGCAAAGUUGCGCCUGUCGCUGAGAUGGUUGCGAAUGACUCUUCCUGGCCACCUCUAUUCGAUGAAGAACAGCUCGCAAAGAAUGAGGUCCCGGUCUACUGCGCGUCGUACACGGAGGACAUGUAUGUUGACUUCGAUCUCGGGAUGGAGACUGCGAAGAAGGUGAAGGGCUGUAAAACCUAUAUCACGAACGUCAUGUUCCAUGAUGCCAUGAGGAGUAAGAUGGACGAGGUGAUCAAGGCGGUGUUUGCGCUGAGAGACGAUCUUGUGGAGUGA
Messenger RNA from Recurvomyces mirabilis, 1389 nucleotides. RefSeq lists its product as uncharacterized. The record is from RefSeq and is a predicted model, not a curated record. Gene Ontology annotation, molecular function: peptidase activity. Gene Ontology annotation, biological process: proteolysis. The transcript has 2 exons. Bases 1 to 1389 code for a protein of 462 amino acids. NCBI's taxonomy places the organism in Eukaryota, Fungi, Ascomycota, Dothideomycetes, Mycosphaerellales, Teratosphaeriaceae.